AUGGAAACAACGACGGCCGAAAGCACAUCCGGCAUGCCCCAAACGACACUAGUUCCCCCGAGUAUUUUACCUCCUGAUUUCCUAGACGCUGACAUUGACGAUAUUGUCAAUCUCAUUGCGGAUAUGCUUGACAGGCUCACUUCCCACAACGACCAGAUUCCCCUUCGACCUGAAGCACUUACUCGUUUUCACUCUCGAACACCACCCGGGAUAUCUAUCCAAGACUAUCUUAAGCGCAUCGUCAAGUAUACAAAUGUUGAGCGAUCAUGCCUUCUAAUUACACUUCAUUAUAUAGACCAGAUCUGCACGCUCUUACCCCACUUCACGAUCUCCUCUCUCACCGUCCACCGUUUUGUUAUAUCAUCCAUAACCGUGUCCUCCAAAGCCCUUUGUGAUGCUUUUUGCACAAACUCCCACUACGCCCGGGUGGGUGGAAUCAAGCUUAUUGAAUUGAACGUGCUGGAAAGGGAAUUCCUUGAGAAGAUCGACUGGAGACUCACUUGUACCCGUGAAAUGCUUCAAGAAUACUACACGAAUCUAGUAAGGACACAUAGUGGCCGCGGGAUCAAGUAUCAAAUGGGAGAGGCGCUCGCGAAGAACGUUCGUCAAGACCCUGUCACUCUGGAAUCUUAUCAAGCAAACGGUAAUGGCCCAGACAAAACCACACCAUCACCCCCAAGAUCUCCAGCAACGUCUACGGCGCCUUCCUCCGUGCACCAAGUACCUUGCGCGAAUGCUCCACCGCCACCUAUAUCCACCAAACCAUUCGCCCAGCCUCAGCCUCGAGACACCGUCGCUUCGCCCUCGCGUACUAUAAUCGCCGGUGUAACAUCUCCGUCCCUGCGCCGCGCCGGCCGCUCACCUGUUACUGGUCCAUCCCGAUCCAUUCCGUCUUCUCCUUCGCUCAAGCGAGCACGUGAUGGCACGGAAGAUAUUAUGCCAAGCCUUACAAACGCACACCUGAGAAAAAUGGAGGAGAGCAGCCCUAGGACCAGAAGACGGACAGGCACUAAUAGCAGUUGA
Rhizoctonia solani is the source of this 1023-nucleotide messenger RNA. RefSeq names its product cyclin. Lineage: Eukaryota; Fungi; Basidiomycota; Agaricomycetes; Cantharellales; Ceratobasidiaceae. Bases 1 to 1023 code for a protein of 340 amino acids. The transcript is spliced from 6 exons. Gene Ontology annotation, cellular component: cyclin-dependent protein kinase holoenzyme complex; nucleus. Gene Ontology annotation, biological process: regulation of cyclin-dependent protein serine/threonine kinase activity. The record is from RefSeq and is a predicted model, not a curated record. Gene Ontology annotation, molecular function: protein kinase binding; cyclin-dependent protein serine/threonine kinase regulator activity.